Caenorhabditis briggsae is the source of this 255-nucleotide messenger RNA. The record is from RefSeq and is a predicted model, not a curated record. Lineage: Eukaryota; Metazoa; Nematoda; Chromadorea; Rhabditida; Rhabditidae. The transcript is spliced from 2 exons. Bases 1 to 255 code for a protein of 84 amino acids.
AUGAAAGAUAUAAAAAAUGUGUCAACUGAGGGAAAACUUCUGAUAUUAUGUCGGUUACUACCGUUUCUAUCCUAUACAUUCCGUUCGCUCCGUUCCUCAACUCAUCACUUGAAUGUACACAAAUUGCUCAUGCGAAAACAAAUCAACAAGUCCACAACACAUCUUGACACCUUCCUCUUUUUCUUCUGCUGGGUGGAUGCAAAUGUGGGACGUCUCCUCCGGUGGGUCCGGAGACCCACUAAAAGCCAUCAGUAG